UGCAUCAUCCUAAUUCAUCACGCACAUGCGGAAAGAAAAUGGCUGACAACAACAGUGCAGUAGAGACUGCAGCGCCGAGUGUCGGGCAAAUGACAGAAGACACGGGUCCUACAGAUGCAGGAGACGAUGACGAUCCUUUAUCUGAAAACCAGGACCACCCUGAGGAAACCAUGUUCAUAACCCAGACUGCCCCACCUGAAAAUCAAUGGUACCAUGGACGAUUGGGUCGUCAGGUGGCUGAGGACAGACUGCGGACUGCCGGAGAAACGGGAAGUUACCUGGUCAGGGAGAGUGAGCGCAACAAGGGCUCCUACGUCCUCUCUUACCUGGGCAAGAAUGGCCUCACUCACUUCAAAAUAUCAGCAAUAUGUGGUGAUUACUACAUUGGUGGCCGCCGAUUCGACAGCAUGGCUCUGCUAGUAGGGUACUACACUUCCUGUUCAUAUCUCCUCAAAGGGGAACAACUCAAGUUUCCAGUCUCACCACCAGAGCCUGUUGAUGAUAGGAGAAAAGUGGUGGCUGUGCUUUCCUUCUCCAAAAUGCCAGAGACAGACGAGUUGAGCUUUGAGAAAGGGGAUGUGUUCAUUGUGCUGAACGAGAUGGGGGAUGGCUGGCUGUGGGUCAAAUCUCUCCGAACCAAUGAGGACGGCCAAAUCCAUGAAGCUUUAGUGGAUAAUCUGAGUGACAGUGUAGAACCUGUUCAAGGUCUGCCCUACUUCCAUGCUAGCAUCACAAAGGAAGAAGCUGUGGAAAAGCUUAGAGAAGCUGGACAGGGGAGUUUUCUUGUUAGACCAAGUGAGAAUUCACCUGGGAACUAUUCUUUAUUUGUGUUAUGUGACAAAGUUGUUCAAAGAUUCAGGAUAGAAAAGCAAGGAAAACAGUUGUUUUUAAUGGGAGGCCGGUACUUUGACAGUUUGGAUGGAAUCAUAGAGAGAUAUAAAAAGGAAGAAAUUGUGGAAGGACACACCCUUGGGGCCCCAGUCACAAGGGAGAUGAAGUAUGUGUCAGAGAAGCUGGAGAGGCUGUCUCAUAAGGGGUCAGCCGACGACCUGUAUGACUCAAUCAGACAGAGUUCCCGCGGUCCCAUGACAGGGCGCCAAGGCAACAAGCUGGAGAUGAAGGGGUACCUCUACAUUAAGAAAAACAGUCAGAACAAAAAAUUCAAAAACAUGUUUUUUGUUUUGCUUGGAGAUGAUAAGCAGCUAUGUUAUUUAGAAAAUGAUAAGAGAUCUCGUCCGAAAGGUUUAAUUGAUCUUAGCUACAGUUCCCUCUACCCUGUCCAUGACAGCUUCUUUGGAAGACCUAAUUGCUUCCAGUUAAUUACAAACUCAUUUAAUCAUUCCCAGAUUUACUACCUGUGUGCUGAAAACAUAGAUUUAGCUCAAAAUUGGAUACAAAGGCUCCGCCCAUACUGUGUAAACACCGCCCCUGUUUCCCAACAACGAUUGUCUGCCCUGAAGGAGUUGCGGUCCCUGACCGUGGAGGUGGUGGAUGCCCAGAAGCUGUCCACUAAGCUCCUGCCCCACCCCUACUGUAUCCUCAACCUGAAGAACCCUGGCCAGAACCCGAUCAAGGUGUGCCGCACCCAGGUCGAGGAGGGCCACAACCCAGUGUGGGAGGAAAAGUUUAUCCUAGAUGAUAUUCCUUCCGAUAUAGAAUCCAUCAGCAUUAGUGUUCAUAAUUACAGUAAAAGGUUUAUUGACAAAGAAAUAGGAAAACCAAUUGCCCAAAUAUUAAUACCAUUAGAAGAAAUAAAAAGUCUGGAUUUAUUCGCCAAAUGGUUUUCUCUAGUCCCUGUCAGUCCCACCUCCCGUGGUGAAAUGGGUUCGCUACGGAUACGGGCUCGAUAUUUACACGAAAUUAUUAUGCCUGAAGACAAAUAUUCAACACUUAAAGAGUUGAUAUUAAAUGGAGAUCUAAGUAAUCUUCUGGAGCUGUUCAGCAUCUGUGGUAAUGAUAGAAUUCCCCUGGCCAAAGCCCUUCUUCAAAUAUUCCGCCAUGAACAGCAAGAGAAAGUCAUACUUAAAACCAUGAAUGAUCUUGAGAUUGCCCGUGAAGACAUUGUAUCUACCCUGUUCCGAGCCACUUCUCUUGCUACCACCCUGAUGGAUCAAUACAUGAAAAUGACCGCCACUCAGUUUGUGGCGUCAGCCCUGAAGGACCCGAUCAUCCACAUUACAGAGAGCAAGCAGUCUUGUGAGCUGAAUCCCACUAUGUUGGAAAGUGGCUGUGAUAUUGUAACAAACAGAGAUCACUUUCUCCAUUUCCUGGAGGAGAUGACGGAAUCCAUUUUUAAAUCCACGGAAAGCUGCCCAAAAGUCCUGCGAUAUAUAUGCAGCUGUCUACAGAGAAGUGUGUCAGCCAAAUGGCCUUCAGAUGAGAGUGUCAGAACAAGAGUCGUUAGUGGCUUCAUCUUUCUGAGGCUGUUGUGUCCGGCAAUCCUAAACCCGAAAUCUUUCAAUUUAAUCACAGAAACACCAUCAGAUGUGGCCUGUCGAACCUUAAAACUUAUUGCAAAAGCAUUACAGAACUUGGCAAAUUUAGUGGAAUUUGGAAUCAAAGAGGCGUUUAUGGAAGUGAUAAACCCAUUUAUCAAGAAAAACAAGCCUCGUAUGAUCAAGUUUCUGGACGAACUGUCUCAGGUUGACGACAAUGAAACAUCCUCGGAGAACUCCUUGCCAGUCGACAGUGUGGCCAGGGACCUCGCUACGAUGCACACGAUAUGUGCUACCCACCAAUCAGAACUCAGGAAACAAGCGGAGACCAAGCCCUCGUUAAAGAAGUUGGUAGCUGUCACAGACAUUUUAACAGACCACAAGAAGCGGUAUAUGACGUGAUGCAUGUAGAAAGAGGGAGCAGGCUGCUGAUCCCUAGGAGUAGCAGGUGUCUGCAAAAAACCCAAAGACACACCGAGUGACCUUGUCCGUAUAAAUCACCCACCUCAGGAGUGCUGGCAAUCAAGAUUGAUCAUUUUUUCAGUCCCAACUUUGUGGCAACUUCCCUCUUCUCCACCCCCACAAAGACUGGCCAAGUCUUUAUACAUAACUGUCUUCAGCAGAGAUUUUUGCAAUAGACUUUACAAAUGUGUUUCAUGUUGGUACAUCAUUUUUUUUUUUAUAUAUAUUAUAAAAGAUUGUUAAUUGCUUGUUGCUUGUUAGUUAAAGUCAUUAUUACCGUACAUGUAUGAGCUGGUUUGUGUUAAUAUUUGUCAUGGAAUUCUCACUGUGAAAAUGGCAUUAACAGUAUACUGAAUGGUUGAUUGUUCAAGUUAUUAGUUGAUUAUUGAGUUAGUUUAGUUGAUGUAAUUGUGAAGAUAAUUUAUUUUAAUUUAGAAAUUAUGAGAGUGAAAGAUGAGUGGAAAGAUUAAUGCUUUUAUUUUACCAAAGAAUAUGGAUUUUCUUUCUGAAAGAAUUUUUUUUAUCUAGUCUAAAGCCUUUUCAUAUAGUUUUUUUUUUUUUGGUAUCGUGCAUACCGUAUACCGGUAUUUGACAGAAAAUACAGUUUUAGUGUUUAUGAGUUAACUCAUAAGAGUUAUUCAUGGAUUUGAUGGGUAAAUGUUUUGGUAUGGCCAGUAUGACAAUCAUUGGAAUAAAAUAGAAUUUUGUAUAACCUAAUGAUACUUUAAACACUUUUCUAUCCAGAAUGUUUACAUUGCUUUUGAAUAUUUCUGAAGCAGUUGGUUAUUUCUGCUACAAUUGAAGCUUGAUUAUUAUUGUUUAUGACUUAUUUAAAAGGAGUUUUUCCCACAAGUUAACCUUUUUAAACACAGUUUUUACUUCAUUUGUUCACGGCUUUACUGGAUCAAAAGCAAAAUUUGUUUUAUUUCUGACUGGUGUCAGCAAACAAAAAUGAGAAACUACUAAGGUAAUCAUAAUCCAAAAUUCAGUUUCAUUUUAACUAAUAAGAAUUGUAAGGAUAAGCUGAAAUAGAAUAAUGAUAAUGGUAAUUACUCUCUAUUGGAGAACCUUUCACCUUACUUAGGUUAUACCAAAUCAAAUACUGUGGUUUCAUUAAUAUUAGAGAGCAUCAAUUUUGAACGAAUUAUUUUUUUUAAAAUUCAUAUAUAGGUUACAUAGUUAUGGAUUAUCACUCUGCAAAUACACAAUUUUGUACUGUUUCUGACAUCGAUAAACAUUAGAUUUUUUUGGAUCAGCUCAACAACGAAAUUCAUGCUCAAUGAAUAAAAAAUAAUGAGGCCACAGAAUGUGAUGAUACAAAUUUAGACUAAGGCAUUGCUUGUGUGCAAAUUUGUAUGGUAUCUGCCUGGCAUGAUAUGGACCUUCUUCAAAUUUUGUGUUUUAAAGGACUGUAGCAUCUUAAGGUUCUUAACAUUUCUAAGACACAAAAUUCAGAUGAGCAGUCUAUGUUCCAAAUUAAAUUUCAUAAAUGCUUACACCACCAAUACUUUAUUAAUUUUUUUUUAAUGUCAGAAUCCAAAAUGUUUGUUAUUCUUAAUGAAAUUUGGAUGAAACUUUAUCUAACCUCUUUUUGGGGUCAAGUGCAAUAUUUUUCGUCUUUUCUGACUACGUUUUUGUUCAGUUUCUUGCUUGUGUAAAUUCCUCAUUGUUAUCUUUGCUCUUUUCAUUACCAUUUGACAGUUGGAAGAAGAAAACAUUCUUUGGUUUGCAUUUUUACGGUGACACCAUAUAAUGAAAUAAAAAAUUUUAAAGAUUGUUUUA
Molecule: messenger RNA, 4679 nt
Organism: Magallana angulata
Lineage: Eukaryota; Metazoa; Mollusca; Bivalvia; Ostreida; Ostreidae
Product: ras GTPase-activating protein 1-like
Exons: 23
Coding region: 39-2837 (932 amino acids)
Biological process (GO): regulation of GTPase activity
Molecular function (GO): protein binding
Source: RefSeq, a predicted model, not a curated record